GCGGCGGGGUGCCGGCAGGGGGCGUGGCCCGGUCGGAGUGUCCCGGGAGCAGCACGUGGAAGGGGCCGGUGUCCGUCUGCUCGUGCCGGCGGGGGGGAGUCGAGCGCCGCCAUGCAAGAGCCGGAGCAGCCCGACGGGGGGUCCUCGGGCGGCCCCGAGUGGAACAUCCCGCCCAACGCGCCCGCCUGCAUGGAGCGCCACCUGGACGGGGCCCACUACCGCCCAGAUGGAGCUCUUCUCCUGGGUGCUUCUAGCUUGAGUGGACGUUGCUGGGUGGGUUCCAUUUGGGUGUUUAAAGAUCCAGAACGGGCUCCUAAUGAAGGCUUUUGCUCUGCUGGGGUUCAGACGGAAGCAGGCGUAGCGGAUCUGAAAUGGGUAGCGGAUAAAGGAAUACUAGUGGCCUCAGAUUCUGGUGCUGUGGAGCUCUGGGAGUUGGAUGAGAACGAAACUCUAAUAGUGAACAAGUUUUGUAAAUAUGAGCAUGACGACAUUGUGACAACAGUGAGCGUUUUCACUAACGCCACUCAGGCGGUUAGUGGCAGCAAAGAUUUCUGCGUGAAGGUUUGGGACAUCCCACAGCAAACAGUGCUGCACUCUUACAGAGCUCAUUCCAGCCCAGUGACAUGUGUGGCCUCUUGUCCCGGUAAGGAUACCGUGUUCCUGUCCUGUGCUGAGGAUGACAGAAUUUUACUGUGGGAUACUAGAUGCCCCAAACCAGCUACUCGAAUUGUUUGCAGUGCCUCUGCUUACCUCCCUACCUCAGUUAUGUGGCAUCCACAGCAAAGUGACACAUUUGUUUUGGGUGAUGAAAAUGGGACAGUUGCUCUUGUAGACACGAAGAACCCAGACUCCGCUUUAAGUUCACCUGUGCACUCCCAAACCAUCACUGGGUUUGCAUUUUCUACACACAGUUCGCCCCUUCUGGCUUCAAUUAGUGAAGACUGCUCGGUAGCUGUUCUUGACUCCAGCCUUUCAGAGGUUUUCAGAAGUCGCUCUCAUCGAGACUUUGUGAGAGGCCUAUCGUGGUCUCCCUUGAACAAGGCCUUGCUCUCUACAGUUGGAUGGGACCAUCAAGUUUUACACCACACAGUUCCAACACAGACUACUGAAGCUGCUGAGAGCAACAGUGUACAUGACUAGUUUUAUAAACUCACUGGUCCAGAUUUAUCCCUGGUAUAACUGCAGAUGUUAUGCCCCAGGGAUGUAUAUGGCCCAUUGCCUGUCUCAGAGCUUAUGGCUUGCAACCAAGAAGACAGGCCCGGUAGCAACUUUGCAUUAGGCACGAGCUAAUUACAAAAACAGCCCCUUGAUGUAGAGUCCAGAUUCACCUGUGAUAAAGCUUUAACAUGUUGCACCAGAGAAUUCUGAUUUCAGGCACAAGGAAUUGCAGGGAAGUGGGCAAUUAGGUAAAAAUAAAUAAAUAAAACCAUAAA
Mauremys reevesii (Reeves's turtle) is the source of this 1433-nucleotide messenger RNA. RefSeq names its product WD repeat domain 77 (gene WDR77). The record is from RefSeq and is a predicted model, not a curated record. Gene Ontology annotation, biological process: oocyte axis specification. Gene Ontology annotation, cellular component: methylosome. NCBI's taxonomy places the organism in Eukaryota, Metazoa, Chordata, Testudines, Geoemydidae. The coding region runs from base 112 to 1140 and encodes 342 amino acids. The transcript is spliced from 10 exons. Gene Ontology annotation, molecular function: protein binding.